Molecule: messenger RNA, 1071 nt
Organism: Epithele typhae
Lineage: Eukaryota; Fungi; Basidiomycota; Agaricomycetes; Polyporales; Epitheliaceae
Product: NAD-P-binding protein
Exons: 4
Coding region: 1-1071 (356 amino acids)
Source: RefSeq, a predicted model, not a curated record
AUGAUACCUGCCUCCGCCGGCGCUUACUACAGCUCACUCGCCGCAAGGCCAGGACCGCAACGAGCGGAUACUUCCCUGCCGUUGGUCCUCGUCGUCGGAGCAUUGGGCUCGACGGGGAGGAGUAUCACCCGCGGGAUGCUCUACUCCGGAAAAUUCCGCGUUGCAGCGAUGGUCCGACCCGUAUCCAUGAACAAACCUUUGACAGAACAACUGCGCAAGGCAGGCGUCGACAUCCGUCCCGGCGACCUCCACGACGGUGUCGACCGCCUCAAGACCGUCCUCCGCGGGGUCAGCAUCCUCGUCAGCGCCGUCGGCCCCGACGCAAUAGCAGACCAGAAAGACCUCUUCCGUGCCGCGAGAGCGGUCGGAGUCCAGCGGGUCGUCCCCUCCGAGUGGGGCACCCCCGGCGCAGAGGGAGUAAUCCCCGUACGCGACGCCAAAAUCGCGAUCCGGAGCUUCCUCGCCGCCCUCAGGCUGCCGUGCACGGUCAUCGACAUCGGCUGGAGGAUGCAGACGUUCCUCCCGCUCCCGCCGCGAUCCCGGGUGGACCCCCGCAUCCGCGCGCUCACGCACCGCGCGUUCGCGUUCGCGGCCUCCGCGGACCCCGCGCACACGCUCCUGACGGACCUCAACGCGGUCGGGGCGUACGUCGCGCGCGUGCUCGCCGACCCGCGCACCUCGGACCGCAUGGUGAUCGUCUGGGAGGACGAGCGGCCGGUGAGCGCGGCCGCGGCCGCGGGGGAGCGGUUCAGCGGGGAGGGUCCGGCGAUGCGUUCACAGCGAGCGACGAUCACAGAACAAGACCUCACCCGGCUCGAAAAAGAGGCGCACGCGCUGCUCGCGGCGGGCGGCGGCGCGCACCCCGACGCCGAGCAGCUGGAGCUGCAGAUCUGGUGGUGCGGGUUCGCGCGCUCGGUGUGCGUCCUCCGCGAGAACACGCUCGAGAACGCGCGACGGCUCGGGUACGUCGACGCGCGGGCGCUGUACCCGGACAUACGCGCGAGCAUGCUCGAGGAGUUCGCCGGGCGGUUCUAUCGGAUGAAGGACCCGAGCGAGGGCGGGUGGAUGUGA